Molecule: messenger RNA, 660 nt
Organism: Aspergillus homomorphus CBS 101889
Lineage: Eukaryota; Fungi; Ascomycota; Eurotiomycetes; Eurotiales; Aspergillaceae
Product: putative BYS1 domain protein
Exons: 1
Coding region: 75-548 (157 amino acids)
Source: RefSeq, a predicted model, not a curated record
AUAGCACAGUUCAGUACAGUGCAAACCAAGCCAAAGACACUUCCAGACAGCAGCAUACAGUCCUCCUCAUCAACAUGCACUUCACAACAACACUCCUCACCACCGCCGCGCUCCUCCUCCCCUCCGUCGCCGCCGCCGGCAACGCCGUCGUGACCAACAACUGCAACGUCCCCAUCUACCUCUGGUCCGUCGGCGGCUCCGUCGGCCCCAAGCAGACCAUCCAGCCGGGCGCCAGCUACUCCGAGGCCCUGCACUACGACUCUGCCUCCGGCGGCGUCUCGCUGAAAAUCACCAAGACCCCCAACGGCCUGUACGACGGCAGCCCCCAGCUGAACUACGCCUACACCCUCGACGGCUCCAAGACCUGGUACGACAUGUCCAGCGUCUUCGGUGACCCCUUCGCUGGCUCCGUCGUCGCCAUCAAGCCCAGCGAUACCUCCUGUCCUAAGAUCUGUUGGUCUAAUGGUGUUAACCCCGGGGGAAGUCAGGUUAAGACUUGUCAGACCGGGAGUAAUGAGGUUUUGACUGUUUGUGCCCCUGGGUGUUGAGUCUUUCCCCCUCGGGGGUUGUUGAUAGAGAGGGGUUUUGAGAGGGGUAGUAGGGCGUGUGACCACAUGGAUUUGAUGUUUGAUGAUGAGGGAAGGAAGGGACUAUGGUGAU